Molecule: messenger RNA, 5799 nt
Organism: Clarias gariepinus (North African catfish)
Lineage: Eukaryota; Metazoa; Chordata; Actinopteri; Siluriformes; Clariidae
Product: WD repeat-containing protein 7
Exons: 28
Coding region: 151-4497 (1448 amino acids)
Cellular component (GO): cytoplasm
Molecular function (GO): protein binding
Source: RefSeq, a predicted model, not a curated record
CGGCGCAGGAUCAGCUGACGGCUCUGGGGCUUGUAGAGGGCAAAACUGCUCCAAGCUCAGGCUGACAAUAACAAGCUGUUUUAAUAUUUAAAGAAAACCCGGCUGUGAGGAAAAUGUUUCAUUGAAGCUCUCUAAAGUUUGGAAGAGAACAUGUCAGGAAACACUCUGGUCUUACCCAUAGUGCUGUGGGGCCGCAAUGCUCCCACCCACUGCAUCUCUAGCCUGCUGGUGAUGGACGACCUGGCCACCAUCAUCAGCGGCUGCCAUGACGGUCAGAUCUGCAUCUGGGACUUGACCCCUGACCUUGAGAUUAACCCGCGCGCUCUGCUGUUUGGACACAGCACCUCGGUCACCUGUCUGUCCAAGGCCAGUGCGAGCAGUGACAAACAGUACGUGGUCAGCGCCUCGGAGAGCGGAGAGAUGUGUCUCUGGGAUGGGAAUGACGGACGCUGUAUUGAGUUCACUAAGCUGGCCUGCGCUCACACGGGUAUACAGUUUUAUCAGUUCACCAUCGGGACCCAGCGUGAGGGUCGUCUCCUGUGUCACGGGCAUUACCCAGAGAUCCUCGUGGUGGACGCUACCAGUCUGGAAGUCCUUUACUCACUAGUGUCCAAAAUAUCUCCUGACUGGAUCAGCUCCAUGAGCAUCAUCCGCUCCCAUCGCACUCAGGAAGACACAGUGGUAGCAGUGUCCGUGACUGGAAUUCUAAAAGUGUGGAUCAUCACAGCAGAAGUGAGCCGAAUGCAGGAUCUGGACCCUGUGUUUGAGGAGGAGUCGAAACCGAUCUACUGUCACAGCUGUCAGAGUAUUUCAUUCUGCACCUUCACACAGCUGUCUCUCCUCGUCGUCUGCUCCAAAUACUGGAGGGUGUUUGACGCAGGAGAUUUCUCGCUCCUGUGCUCCGUGCCCAGUGAGAACGAGCAGGCCUGGACAGGAGGAGAGUUCAUCGCCGCUGAUAAAGUGAUCAUCUGGACCGAGGACGGCUGCAGCAACAUCUACAAACUUCCUGCCAGCUGCCUUCCAGCCAGUGAGCACUUCCGCAGUGAUGUAGGGAAAACUGCUGAAGGUUCCAUCCCUCCUCUGGUGUACAGGAUCGCAGACCGUGCAGACAAACAGUUACUGAUCUGUCCUCCGGUGACCCGGUUCUUCUACGGACGCAGAGAGCCGUUCCAUAAGCUGCUGGUUCAGGGUGACUCUGCGGGCAGGCUGACCUUGUGGAGCAUCCCGGACACUUCACCGCUACAGCCGCUGUCUACAGCCGCGGAACUGCAGGUUUCCUCCACCAUCAGCCUGCAGGAGGCGUUCGAUAAACUCACUCCGCUCCCCGCGGGCAUCAUCGACCAGCUGAGCGUGCUGCCCGGCGCCGAGGACCCCAUAAAGGUGACGGCGAGCGUGUACAUCCCGUCCCAGGGCCGCCUGGUGUGCGGCAGGGAGGACGGCAGCAUCGUCCUGGUGCCCGCCACGCAGACCGCCAUCGUCCAGCUGCUGCAGGGAGAACACAUGCUGCGCAGAGGCUGGCCUCCUCACCGCACCCUGAGAGGACACAGGAACAAGGUGACGUGUCUGCUGUAUCCGCACCAGGUGUCCCCGCGCUACGACCAGCGCUCCCUGGUGUCGGGCGGGGUGGAUUUCUCCGUCAUCGUCUGGGACAUCUUCACCGGAGAGAUGAAACACAUCUUCUGUGUGCACGGAGGAGAGAUCACCCAGCUCCUCGUCCCGCCAGAGAACUGCAGCACGCGAGUUCAGCACUGCGUGUGCUCUGUAGCCAGCGAUCACUCGGUGGGUUUGCUGAGUCUCCGAGAGAGGAAGUGCAUCAUGCUGGCGUCGCGCCACCUCUUCCCCAUCCAGGUUAUCAAAUGGAGGCCGUGUGACGAUUACCUGGUGGUGGGCUGCUCCGACGGCUCCGUAUACGUCUGGCAGAUGGACACGGGAGCGCUGGACCGGUGUGUGAUGGGGAUAACGGCGGUGGAGAUAUUGAACGCGUGUGACGAGGCCGUGCCGGCGUCCGUAGACGGUCUGAACCACGCGGCGGUGAAUCUGAAGCAGGCCAUGACGCGCCGCAGCCUGGCAGCGCUCAAGAACAUGGCACAGCACAAACUGCACACACUCGCCACCAACCUGCUCGCUGCGGACAACGCAGACAAGGGCAACUUGCCUAAAUACUCCCACAACGCACUCGUGGUGCAGGCCAUGAAGACCAACCUGACCGACCCGGACAUGCACGUCCUGUUCUUCGACGUGGAAGCCGUGAUCAUCCAGCUGCUGACCGAGGAGGCGCAGCGUCCCAAUCCCACGCUCGUGUCCCCAGAAACGCUACAGAAAGCCCCGGGGGGUGCCGACAAGGGCGGGUCCUUCCUGGCCAACAAGAUCUUCAAGCAGGUGAAAGAGACCAUCAAAGAGAACAUCAAGGAGCACCUGCUGGACGAAGACGAGGACGAGGAGGAGGAGGCUCGUCGCCGUGAGGAGAAGUCCAAAUCCCUCAGCCUGCUGGAGUACAACCUGACCAUGGACACGGCCAAGCUCUUCAUGUCCUGCCUGCACGCGUGGGGGCUGAACAGCAUGCUGGACGAGGUGUGCGUGAGCCGACUGGGCAUGCUCAGACCGCACACGCCCAUCUCCUUCGGCCUGAUCUCGCGUGGCGGCCACAUGUCCCUCAUGCUGCCCACCUUCAAGGACUCGCUGUUAAGGCAGCUCACGAGGGGCAUCGGACCAGAGAGCAGGAAGCUCUCCGUUUCCGAGGUGGUGGGCAAGGGCACGUAUGGGGUCUCGCGUGCCGUCACGACCCAGCACCUGCUGUCCAUCAUCUCGCUGGCGAACACACUCAUGGGCAUGACCAACGCCACCUUCGUGGGUGAGCACAUGAAGAAAGCACCAGCCAGGCCUCCAAGACCCGGUGCCCCAGAGAGCCCCAAAAAGAUGCCCCCCCAGGUCUCCACCCCGGCAAUGCAGUCCCAGAUCAAACAAGGUUGGAGUCAGCUGGCUGCGAUGCACUGUGUGAUGCUGCCUGAUCUGCUGGGGCUCGAUAACUUCAGACCUCCACUCCUGGAGAUGCUCGCUCGCAGAUGGCAGGAUCGCUGCUUGGAGGUGAGAGAAGCAGCCCAGGCUCUCCUGUUAGCGGAGCUGCGCAGGAUUGGUCAAUCUGGCAGGAAGGACACCAUCGACAUGUGGGCUCCAUACCUGCCUCAGUAUGUGGAUGCUGUCAGCUCACCUGGAGCCGCUCCAGAAACAGCCCAGCCAACUCCUCCCCCAGCUGAAGCCCCACCCACCGAACCCAAAGCUCCAGAGGAGGAGAUGGACGUCACUGACGAUGACAUCACUGCAGGAUGUCUGAGUAACCUCCCUCCCAGCGUGAAGAAGAUCUCGAACUCAUACGAGGAGCGGAGGAAACAGGCCACGGCCAUCGUCCUGCUCGGCGUGAUCGGGGCCGAGUUCGGGGCCGAGAUCGAGCCGCCCAGGCUGCCAUCCCGCUCCAGGACCAGCGGACAGGCGCCCGACGGCUUCGGCCUCACCACCGGAGGCUCCAACUAUUCACUGGCACGACACACCUGUAAGGCGUUGACGUUCCUCCUCCUCCAGCCCCCGAGCCCCAAACUCCCCGCCCACAGCACCAUCCGCCGCACAGCCAUCGAUCUGAUUGGCCGAGGCUUUACCGUCUGGGAGCCGUACAUGGACGUCUCGGCCGUGCUCAUGGGCCUGCUGGAGCUGUGCGCCGACGCCGAGAAACAGCUGGCCAACAUUACAAUGGGUCUUCCCCUGAACCCGGCGGCCGACUCUGCCCGCUCCGCUCGGCACGCUCUCUCUCUGAUCGCCACGGCACGACCGCCUGCCUUCAUCACCACCAUCGCCAAAGAGGUGCACAGACACACAGCAAUGCAGUCUCAGGGAUCCCAGUCUCAGCAGAACGUUCACACCACCGCCCUGGCUCGGGCCAAAGCCGAGAUCCUGCGUGUCAUCGAGAUCCUCAUUGAGAAAAUGCCCUCAGACGUAGUGGACCUGCUGGUGGAGGUGAUGGACAUUAUUAUGUAUUGCAUUGAGGGUUCUUUGGUGAAGAAGAAAGGUCUCUCUGAGUGCUUCCCUGCAAUCUGCAAGUUCUACAUGGUGGCGUAUUGUGACCGGAGUUACCGUGUAGCUGUUGGAGCUCGUCAGGGUUCUGUUGCUCUUUAUGAUGUUCGCACGGGCAAGUGCCAGCACAUCCACGGUCAUAAGGGCCCGAUCACGGCCGUGUCCUUCGCUCCGGACGGACGCUACCUGGCCACCUACUCCAACGCCGACAGCCACAUCUGCUUCUGGCAGAUGAACACCUCACUCUUGGGCAGUAUAGGAAUGCUAAACUCCGCCCCUCAGCUGCGCUGCAUCAAGACCUACCAGGUCCCCCCGGUGCAGCCGGCAUCUCCCGGCUCUCAGAACUCCCUCAAACUGGCUCGUCUCAUCUGGACCUCCAACCGCAACGUCAUUCUGAUGGCCCACGACGGCAAAGAGCACCGCUUCAUGGUGUGAGGAAGCUCAAACCAGCACCGAGCUCAGGCUCACGUCGAGAACUUCAGGACCGCGUACCUCCGAGCAGAACGGAACCCGGACCCGGACCUCCGAGAGGAGGCAUUUUAGUGUGUUUACAUUGCUGUUUUUUUUUCCCCUCCAUUGCCCUUUUUAUUUAAACCACUUUUAAAUGUCCUUGUCUGUCCGGUACUUGAUAGAGAAUGAAGGAUUUCGGGAAAUUGUUGUUGUCGUCUCAAGUUGUGAAGGGGGGUCAAAAGGUCAACAGGGGACUUUGGAAGGGAUCGACGGGAGUUUUAACUUCGUUUGCACAUCGCAAAAGAGAACCGAAUGUUUUCCUGGCACAUAACCUGAUCUCCACAGGGCCCCUGUGCUCCGGCUUCUGUCUAACCCUUGUAACCCUGUGAUCUGUGUGUGAUCUCCGAAAACUGUUCCUGCAUGAGGUACUGAAACUUUUCUCACAUUUUAACCGGACCAAAAUGGACCAGAGCCACUUUCUGCAUAGGCGUAGUGUUAAGAAUUAUCGAACUCUUUCCUGCUUCGAAACGUCCUGUUUUGUUUAUCGUUCGCAUGGCAGGCCUCAUUUUCUUUGCCAUGUUUUCUGCUAGAACAUUAUAAUAACAGGAACUAAUUAAAUUGUCACUUCCAGUUUUUACACGAACCACAAAUCUGACCAUUUUCUGCUUUGGCAUAUUUAACAGAUUUCUCACUUCCUGUUUUGGUAUAGUUGACAGAUUUGGCGCUCCCUGCUUUGGCAAAGUUAACAUAUUUGCGACUUCCUGUUUUUGCAUAGUCAACAAAUCUUACCACUUCCUGCAUCCCCCUCGUUAUCUUGUCGGACCACUUCCUAUUCGUUGUAGUCGGCAAACCCCACCCCCUCUGGCUUGCUCCUUAUAAAUUAACCCCACCCCUUUUCCUGCCAUGUGGAAGUGGCCUUGAGUCCUGGUCUGAUGUAUCACUGAAAGUGUCUAGUGGAUGAACAUAAUCAUUAUCACGUAUUGUUGAUUCGUACAUCACCAGGAAGACGCCCGACGCUUAUUUGUUUGUUUGUUUGUUUAAAAAAAAGUUUCAUUAUUUUGUAUGUGUCUCGUCUAGCCGUGAGUCGUUUUUUGCGUUAUCGUGGAAUAUUCGCUAGCGUGUUGUUGAGAUGCUGUAUUGCUAUUUAUCAAAGUAGCUGUUCUUCUCUGGGCCUUGGACUUAGCGUGUGUUGUUAAUACACACACACACACACACACACACACACACACACACAGUCAUAUACCAUGUGCUGUAGAUACUAGCUCAGAAUAAAUGAAGGUACAAAAG